ACCCCCUUGUACAAUGAAACAGGGACACCGGUAUGCUGAGGUCAUGCUGGAUGAGAUAAAAGGCCUAAUGCUUAUCUUUACCUUUCAUAUACGUAUAAAGAAUGUUUGCCCAGUCCAUGAACAGACAUUAGUGCCAAUCUGACGAGCAUGAUCAGAGUCCUGUGUUAAUUAAUCGAGGUGCAAAAAAAGGUGCAGAAAAAGGUGCAAAAAAAUCGUGACCGUUUAGUGUCUCUUUCAAUAUGGACAACAAAGGCUUCAGUGAAGUCCAAAAUGGGGGCCAAAGUAAUGUGACCAUUAAAAUGGAUCGCUCAUCCUCCAUUGCAACGGCAGCAGAAGAUCAAAUCACUUUCACUUGGGACGAUCUCUCAGUGAGCGCCACAUUGCCCGGAUCCAAAAUCCCAUUCAAGAAGAGUGAGAAGAAAAUCAAACAAAUCGUUAAGCAAGCCAGCGGUUAUGUCAAGCCAGGGGAAUUGGUGGCCAUCAUGGGCGCUUCGGGGGCCGGAAAAUCAACCCUCCUGAACGCUUUGACCUUUCGUAACCUCAGUGGGUUAACGCUUACCGGUACACGUUACGCCAAUGGUGUUCCUAUCUCUCCCAACUCGUUGACGUCGGUCUCUGCAUACAUCCAGCAAGAUGACCUUUUCAUCGGCACGCUGACCCCUCGAGAGCAUUUGGAGUUCCAAGCUUUGGUUCGCAUGGAUCGAGAAAUCCCUUACAAGGCUCGAAUGGCCCGAGUAGACAAUGUCUUACACGAAUUGGGACUGACGAAAUGUGCCAAGACCGUGAUUGGCAUACCCGGUCGAAUCAAGGGGAUCUCGGGCGGAGAGAUGAAGCGCUUGGCCUUUGCCUCCGAGGUCUUGACCAAUCCAGCCUUGUUGUUUUGCGACGAACCAACUUCUGGAUUGGACUCAUACAUGGCCCAAAACGUGGUGGAGGUCCUUCAGCAAUUGGCCAAUCAAGGCAAAUCUAUUGUUUGUACCAUUCACCAGCCCAGUUCUCAGGUCUUCUCCAUGUUCGAUCGUGUCCUUCUCAUGGCUGAGGGACAGGUGACCUACUUGGGAGGAGUCGAACGAGCCUUCGAGUUCUUUUCUGAAGUUGGUCACCCUUGUCCAGCCCAUUUCAACCCAGCUGAUCACUAUGUUCAAGUUCUGGCGGUAACUCCUGGAGACGAAGAGUCUUGUCGAAAACGAAUCAAACACAUUGCAGAGGCAUUCGAAGUAUCUCCGGAAGGUCGGAGUGUGGUGAAAGAAGUGACUUAUCAGAAGCAAAAUGAGCAUGCUUCCACUCAAAUGGUCAAGGCUUCGAAAAGGUCCUCUCCGUACAAAGCAUCCUGGAUUGAACAAUUCAGGGCCCUUUUGUGGCGAAGUUUCCUCUCCGUGAUGAAGGAGCCUAUGAUUGUCAAAGUGAACCUCAUUCAAACCAUUGUGAUAUCACUAAUUUUGGGUGUAAUCUAUAUGAACCAAGAGUACGACCAGAAAGGAGCUUCCAACAUUAACGGAGCCUUGUUUAUCAUCAUCACCAACUUGAAUUUUUCGAAUGUGUUUGGCGUUGUCAAUGUAUUUUGCUUGGAAUUACCUAUAUUUAUGAGAGAGCACUUCAAUGGGAGCUAUCGUGUGGACACCUACUUUUUGACGAAACAGUUGGCCGAAUUGCCAGUCUACAUAGUCAUGCCCGUCGUCUUCGUAUCCAUAUUCUAUUGGUUGGUGGGGCUGAACCCAGAUGGUGGAAGAUUUGUCAUUGCCAUUGUUAUCGCCAUUUGCCUCGUCCAAGCAGUUAUUAGCUUUGGAUAUUGUGUUUCCUGUUGGGCAUCUUCGGUUCAAAUGGCAUUAGCCAUCGCUCCUCCAGUGAUGAUCCCAAUGCUUCUGUUCGGCGGGUUCUUUUUGAACAGCGAUACCGUACCAGUUUGGCUGGAUUGGAUUCAAUACAUAUCCUGGUUCAAAUACGCCAAUGAGGCCUUUGUGGUGAACCAAUGGGCUGGAGUGGAACUUUCUUGUCCACCUGAUCAACUUGUGGAAUUACCAGACGCAUUCAAUUUCACUUGUAGCGCCCUAGAAGACGAAUUUGCAGUUGCUUGUGACAACCACACGGAAAAUGGAAUCAUUAGUAUUCCCUUAAAUUCAUCGGCAACAAUGGACAUUCCGUCGCCUUGUUUCUUUGAUAACGGAGAGGCUGUUAUCAAUAAUUUGGGCUUUGAUAAGGACUCAAAAGUGUUUAAUAUUAUUAUGCUAGUAGUGCUUGCUAUUGCCUUUCGUAUCAUCGGAUUCAUUGGGCUGUUGGUCAGGACCCGAAGGAAGUCGAAAUAAGGAGAACCAUGUUAUUUUCUUGUGUGUACGUAGAUCAUCUCAAAUAAACAACUACUCAUUCAUUAGUAUUUUCAAGAUGGAACGAGUUUUAAAUUUUUCAA
Tigriopus californicus is the source of this 2404-nucleotide messenger RNA. Its product is annotated as protein white-like. Gene Ontology annotation, cellular component: plasma membrane. Gene Ontology annotation, molecular function: ATP hydrolysis activity; ATP binding; ABC-type transporter activity. The record is from RefSeq and is a predicted model, not a curated record. The coding region runs from base 240 to 2303 and encodes 687 amino acids. The transcript is spliced from 10 exons. Gene Ontology annotation, biological process: transmembrane transport. Lineage: Eukaryota; Metazoa; Arthropoda; Copepoda; Harpacticoida; Harpacticidae.